Messenger RNA from Triticum turgidum subsp. durum (durum wheat), 234 nucleotides. Lineage: Eukaryota; Viridiplantae; Streptophyta; Magnoliopsida; Poales; Poaceae. The record is from the annotation of a GenBank genome assembly.
AUGAACACUGACCCAUGGUUCGAAUGCCUGUCGCAGAGCAAGGUUUAUCGCAUGCUUGGAUGGGAAUACAGGAGGCCCGAGAGAGUCCCAGCUGCCUGCCCGUUCAAGCCUGCAGCAAACAAGACUGAAGGUGUGGCGGGUGAAUCAAAACCAGUAGCAAAUCCUCAUGUUGCAAGUGCAAAUCCUCUGGUGGAACCCCAGAGUGCUACCACAGAAAUGAAGAAAGAUGAUUAG